AUGGAGUCUUUGGGUGAAGAGGGAACCUCAGUUGAGGAAAAUGGGUCCUACUGGGUUGCCCUCCAGGCAAAAACAAUGGUGCAUUUCCUUAAUUAUCGGUGGUGUCACUCCUGGGCUGGCGGUCCUGGAGAGGACCUCACUCUGGCAUGUUAUGUCUCUGCCUUCAGAACAAGCAUCCUGGUGCCUCUCCAGAGCCUUUUUACUUCAAGUCUCCACAAGGGAUGCUUUCUACUCAAAAUUUACACAGCCCCAUGCCCUGUGGCCUCUGGCUUCUACCUUCUUCCUGGCUCAGGCACAGCUACAGCCACAUUGGGAGUAAGUCAAGCCCGUGGCCUAAUGCUGUCAGGCACAGCUGCUCUAUCAUCUCCAGUGUCUCCAAUGGCAGCAGCCACACUUCACUGUCACCUGUGUCUUUCCCUGCCGCAACACAUGCUGUGGGAACAGAAGGCAUUUAUACAUACUCUCUUUCUUUCUGAAGUGACCGAGACCAAGAGUUCUCCGUUGCAGCAGGGCUUCGAAGAUGGCUUUUCCCUGAUUAUGGAGAAAUUUUCCAAGGAGGAACUCAGCUUUGAGGGCUGUAUAGGUGAGAGCUGGUUAGAUAGUUUGCUAGGAGAUCCAGAAAGUCCUAACAUUGACAUUACAAAUUACAAGAGUCAUAAGUUCAAGAGCAGCCUCCGUCCUGGGCCUCUCCUUCCAUAGAAGACGAUGCUGUGAUGUCUGAUAUUUGCCAAGAACACUGCUCCAGAGACACCGAGGGAAGCCGGGAGUGACUGCAGCUGUUACUUAGAGCGGAGCCAGAAGGACUCUGUCCAGGGAGAAGAGAAGCUGUAUCAGUAUAGCAAGUAUGGGAAACGCUCCAGCCAGAGUCACCACCUCAUCCAGCACUGGAUUAUCCGCAAGGGAGAAUGGCAAGAGCAGGCAAGGGGGCCCAGCAAGGCUGCUUUCCUUCUCAUGCGUCCAGAGACUUGAACAAGCUAUAAAUCCUCCAUGUGCUGGGAAUGCGGGAAAAGGGUCAGUCAGGAUAUCCACACUGGAAGAAACCUGUGUAAAACUCAAAGUGAUAACCUCAAAAAUCCAUCCAGGAGUCAAAGUAGCGAGCCACAAAAGCUGCUACAGAGCAGAGGUGCCACAGGAAAACUGUGUAAGCUUCAAGGUUGGGACCAAGAAAAACUACCUGCUAGUAAUAGUGACCCCCAAACACUGCAUAAGGGGCCGUGUGGUGACAGUCCAUCCAUUCUUCAUUCACAGCCUAUUAACCAGAAAACUCCCACAAACACUAAGUCCUACAGAUGUGAGAAAUGUGGGGACCCAUUCAGCCAGGCCUUUUCUCUAGCUGAACACCAGAAAUCCCAUAAGAAACUCUGUGAAUGUGCUACAUGCCUUGAAAUCUUCCACGGAAGGAAACAUUUUGUCCAACAUCAAAAAACUUAUUUUGCAAAACCUGUCUUCGAGUGUCAAAAUUGCAAAAAGACCUUUAAUCAGAGGUCAUCGUCCACCAAACAGCAGACUGUUCCUACAGGAGAGAAGCCAUACAAGUGUAGCUAAUGUGGUAAAGCUUUCAACCACUCCUCCACCCUGAAGAUCCACCAGAGGGUUCACAGUGGAGAGAAGCCUUACAAACUCACCGAGUGUGGGAAAACCUUCUUGCAAGGAGACCGUAAAGUUGACAUCAGCGAGUGCCUGGAUGAAUGCAAUCAGUGAGAGCACUUUGUUUGCAGCUCAGCUCUGAAUUGCCACCUGAGCCUUCACACCAGAGAAAAUGGAAGUGAGGAGGCUUUAGGUCGGAACUCAAGGCAUACUGAGAAAUGCUUCAAGAGUAACAAAUGUGGAAAAGCCUACAAUCACAACAGAUACCUUUGGUGGCAUCAGAAGGUCCACAGCCCCCACCAAUCCCAUGAGUGUAACCAAUGUGGGAAAACCUAUGACCAGAGUAUGCAGCUCACUUGCCAUCAGGGCAUCCAUGCUCGUGUGAAGCCAAAUGAACGCACUGAGCCUGACUGCGUGCGUAACGCCUCUGUCACUGAGCAUAGCCUCCCAAGGUGAGCACCCAUUAACAAAUGCAACAGUGCCCAGCUUUUGAAACAUCAGUUAAUUCACACUGGGGAGAAACUCUUUACAUGCCCUGAGUGUGGUAGAGCCUUUGAACAGAGCAAUCAGCGCCAGAGAAUUCGUAUGGCAGAGAAGCACUUCAGGUGUAGUGAACGUGGGAACGCGGUUUGUCAGAGUUGCUGCCUUUCUAAGCAUCGGAAGAUUCUCUCUGGGAAGAAGCCCUUUAAAUGUGGUGACUGUGGGAAAGCCUUCAGCCAGAGCCCCUGCCUUCCUCUUCACCGCAGAGUUCACCCUGGGGAGAAACCAUGCUCGUGUGGCACAUGUGGGAAAGCCUUUUCCCAGGGAGCAAAUCAGAAGCAUGAGAGGACUCACAGUGGAGAAAAGCCUUCUAUCCGUGGUGUGUGCGGUAAAGCCUUCUAUCCAUGCAAACACCAGCAACUUCACUCUUGUAAAGUAACAAGUAGUACUGCCCAGAGCCACUUGGUGACAGCAGAGUCGCCUACAUCGGGAGGCUUUCUUAUAAAGUCAGCCAUUGAAACCAACACAUCGCAAAUGGCACCUCCCAAUAAGUCCUAA
Arvicola amphibius (Eurasian water vole) is the source of this 2625-nucleotide messenger RNA. It is a transcript of the gene Znf473, whose product is annotated as zinc finger protein 473. The record is from RefSeq and is a predicted model, not a curated record. NCBI's taxonomy places the organism in Eukaryota, Metazoa, Chordata, Mammalia, Rodentia, Cricetidae.